AUGUCGAGCUCCAUCGAAAAUACGUCAGGUCCAGUUGUUCGUAUUGCACCUAACUACUACUCUAUCGAUGAUUCGGCCGCUUUGAAACCGAUUUACGGCGCCGGUACGAAGUUUGUUAAAAGCAGAUGGUAUACGGUAGCUGCCACACCUGACCCUCACGUUUCGGACUUGUUCUCCGACAGAAACAUCAAGAAACACGCAGAGAACAGAAAAAAGGUUUCCAACUUGUACUCCAUGUCGAUGGUGGUCAGGAUGCAAGAUGCGGUCAAUGACUGUAUUCAGUUGAUCGAGAAACGCUUUGUGGACUUUUCAAGAACUGGUGAGAAGUUUAAUUUCCAGCAUUGGACUCAGUGCUUUGCCUUCGACGUUGUUGGAAGAAUUACUGUUGCAAAGCGUUUUGGGUUUCUCGAUGCUGGCGAAGACGUUCAGCACCUUAUGUCCGCCGUGCACAAGUAUCAACGAUAUAGCACAAUUGUGGGUGUCUAUCCAGAAUUCCACAAGUUGCUAUUUAGACUCAACAACAUGGUCUCCGGAAGCGGCUUAGUCGAGCUCUUACGAUUCAUAGCAACGCAGGUCGAAGCUCGAAUGGAAGCAAACAAAGGCUCGGAGAAAACACUGCAGGACGAAGACUUUUUGGCAAAGCUAUUGCAGUUGCACGAGGAAGAGCCACAGAACUUCACUAUGGAUCACAUCAUGGUAACUUGCCUCGCGAAUGUUGCGGCCGGAAGCGACACAACUAGCAUCACUCUUACUUCGAUCAUGUGGUUUUUGCUAAAGACUCCAGAGGCGUUGAGGAAGGCAAGUACCCUGUAUCACGAGGAGAAAUCAUGCAUUGACUCUGGUUGCCAAUAG
Molecule: messenger RNA, 852 nt
Organism: Lasiodiplodia theobromae
Lineage: Eukaryota; Fungi; Ascomycota; Dothideomycetes; Botryosphaeriales; Botryosphaeriaceae
Product: Cytochrome p450 pisatin
Exons: 4
Coding region: 1-852 (283 amino acids)
Molecular function (GO): iron ion binding; monooxygenase activity; heme binding
Source: RefSeq, a predicted model, not a curated record